Messenger RNA from Solea solea (common sole), 2316 nucleotides. It is a transcript of the gene ercc8, whose product is annotated as excision repair cross-complementation group 8. Gene Ontology annotation, biological process: proteasome-mediated ubiquitin-dependent protein catabolic process; transcription-coupled nucleotide-excision repair; protein polyubiquitination. The coding region runs from base 282 to 1487 and encodes 401 amino acids. Lineage: Eukaryota; Metazoa; Chordata; Actinopteri; Pleuronectiformes; Soleidae. The record is from RefSeq and is a predicted model, not a curated record. Gene Ontology annotation, molecular function: protein binding. Gene Ontology annotation, cellular component: Cul4A-RING E3 ubiquitin ligase complex; nucleotide-excision repair complex. The transcript has 12 exons.
AAAAUGGCCGACAGUUGUUGUGAAUUAGCCACAAAGCUAGUCGAAAUGAAUGCAAAAAUACACAGAAAGUAACAAGAAUUACUUUUGAAAGAGAGUGAAAUAGCGCGGUUAGCUACCAGGGAGCGUUAAUUAAGAUAUAAUGCAGUGUUGGACGCGCAGGUUUUGAUUUAUUAAUCAAAACUCACUUCGUUUUGGGUAACAUGUUCGCCUGUUGGCUAGGCUAACCAAGGGUUGCGUAGAUCACUCAAAAAUUAAAGUCGUAUUCUCUUCAAAUUGGGAUAAUGUUGGGGUUUCUGACAGCAAGACAGGCUGGACUGGAUGACCCACUGCGACUGCGACGUGCAGAGUCAACGAGAAGGGUUUUUGGACUGGAGUUGAAUCCUGACAGAGAUGUGGACCGAAUCCAUGGCAAUGGCAUUAACACAAUAGACAUUGAAGCAGUAGAGGGCAGAUACAUGUUGUCUGGAGGUUCAGAUGGAAUCAUCGUUGUGUAUGACCUGGAGAACUUCAGUGGCAAACCACAAUACACCUGCAAGGCAGUCUGCACAGUCGGCAGGUCGAGUCGGUAUGUCCACAAAUUCAGUGUUGAGACAGUUCAGUGGUAUCCUUAUGACACAGGAAUGUUUGUCUCAAGUUCCUUUGAUAAAACCAUGAAGGUCUGGGACACUGAGACAUUGAAGCCUGCUGAAGUCUUUGAGUUUGAGGGAAAUGUCUACAGCCACCACUUGUCCCCCAUCGCCAGGAAGCACAGUCUCAUUGCAGUUGGCACCAAAUACCCUAAAGUCCAGCUGUGUGACCUGAAGUCUGGUUCACGGAGUCAUGUUCUUCAGGGUCACAGAGCAGAAGUCCUGUCUGUGCGGUGGUCGCCUCGAUACGAGCACAUCUUGGCCACUGCCAGUGCAGACAGCAAGGUGAAAGUGUGGGAUGUACGUCGGGCUUCUGGUAGUCUCCUCGACCUGGACCAGCACAAAGGAGAUAAGUCAAAAGCCUCCACAGAAGCAGUAAACACAGCGCAUAAUGGCAGAGUGAAUGGCCUGUGCUUCACUGGCGAUGGCCUCUACAUCCUCACAACUGGAACUGAUGACCGUAUGAGACUGUGGAAUAGUGCCACUGGGGAAAACACGCUGGUGAAUUAUGGGAAGGUCUGCAACGAGAGUCGUAAAAAGCUCCAGUUUGCGGUGUCGCGUGGCUGCAGCCCCGAGUUUGUGUUCGUGCCGUGCGGCAGCUCCAUUGCAGUCUAUGCCCUUCACACUGGAGAGCUUGUCACGAUGCUCCGGGGGCACUACAACAAUGUCGACUGCUGCGAGUUCCACCCAGACUACCAGGAGCUGUACAGUGGAGGGAAAGACUGUAACAUCCUGGCUUGGGUUCCCGUUCUUCAUGCCUCAGCUGUGGAAGAUGAGUCCAACAGUUUAAACAAGGACGCUGCUAGCCAGCCUUCAGUGAACCCCGCCUUGCAGGAUGCAUGGAGCAGUGAUGAAGAUUAAUGCUGAUGUUUUGUAUAUGGAAAUGGACUCAUGGUUCACUGAGCAUGCAAAUGAAUACACAUCCCCUCACAAUUAAGUUGUCAAGAAAAAAUGACAAGUCCAGUGGAAGGAAUAAUAAGUUUAGUGAGAUGUCACCUGUUUUGUCUUUGCAUACAAAAUAAUAAAUGCCUUAAGUGAAUUGUAUAUAAUUGCCCAGCUUUGUAAAUAUGCACAAUGUCUUUUGAUUUGAUAAAGCCAACAGGGUCACAUAAAACCCCUGCUGGCUGCUCUGCACUGGUUCUAUUAUUGCUUUUAUCAUUAAUUUAAAUUUUUUAUUGCUGACUUUGAAAGCCCUGUGCAGCCUGGCCCCAGAUUAUUUACCUGACGUGUUAACACCACCCGCCCUCUGCACUCUGAGUCCGUCUGGUGGCUCUUUACUGAUCGUUUUCAGAUCUCGGGUGAAACUGAAGCACAACGGAGCCUUUCCCCAAACGGUGGAACGACCUGCCUGAAAAGAACUAGGCUGCUAGUUUCGUUGCUGUUUUUAAAUCUCUCUUUAAAACUGACCUUUUUCAGGAUGGCUUUUUACUUCUAUUAUGGAAUAUUUUAACUUGCUUGUUUUUCCAUGUGAUUUUAUUUUAACUGGCAGGUUGUUACUGUGCUUUUAUUUUAACUUGCUUGUUCUUUAUGUACUUCUGUUUGUUGCUUUCCCACCGUUGUUUUCCCAUGCUUCAUAUUUUGACUUUAAUUAUUGUCCAUCAAGUUUUUAAAGGUACUGAGUAUUACCCAUCUUAGUCAUGUUUGUGUAUAAUUAUGAGACAAGCAGAAUAAACUUUAUAUGAUAAAUUCA